Messenger RNA from Solanum dulcamara, 2439 nucleotides. RefSeq names its product protein OBERON 3-like. Gene Ontology annotation, cellular component: nucleus. The record is from RefSeq and is a predicted model, not a curated record. The coding region runs from base 139 to 2250 and encodes 703 amino acids. The transcript is spliced from 2 exons. NCBI's taxonomy places the organism in Eukaryota, Viridiplantae, Streptophyta, Magnoliopsida, Solanales, Solanaceae.
CUCGAAAUUUCUCUCAAGGUGCUGUUCAAUAUCUAAGCUUUUUUUUAAGUCCCUCUUUGACUUUCCACUUGUUCAUUAAAAAAUCAAAAGUGACUGUAUGAACAAUUCAACAGAAAAUAAUAGUAGUGGAUAACAUUGAUGAGAAUAGAUUUGGGAAGUUUCAAGAAAAGGGUGUUCAUUUUUCUUGAAGAAUCAGCAUCCCAAAUGAAAAUGGGGUGUAAUAAGGGAAAGGAAAUAGUUGUUUUUGAGGAUCAAAAUGAGGAAAACAAUAAAUGGGUAGAGAGGGAUUUUCUUCAGUUAAAUGUGUAUAGAGGGGAUUCCUCUGAAAGGGUAGCUGAGAAUGAGGAAAUUCAGGCAGAAAAUAGAGGAAAGAAGUCUAAAGCUGGAAUCUUGGAUUUUUCCUCUAAAAGGGUAGUUGAGAAUGAAGAAAUCCAAGCAGAAAUUACAGAAGAGAAACCAAAAGAUGGAAUGUUGGAUCUUUCCUCUAAAGGAGUUCUUGAGAAUGAGGAAAUUUUGGCGGAAAUUACAGAAGAGAAGCCAAAAGCUGGAAUCUUGGAUCUUUUACCUAAAAGGGUAGCUGAGAAUGAGGAAGCUCAGGCAGAAAAUAGAGGAAAGAAGCCAAAAGCUGGAAUCUUGAAUCUUUCCUCUAAAAGGGUAGCUGAGAAUGAGGAAGUUCAGGCAGAAACUAGAGGAAAGAAGCCAAAAUCUGGAAUCUUGGAUCUUUCCUCUAAAGGAGUUCUUGAGAAUGAGGAAAUAUUGGCAGAAAUUACAGAAGAGAAGCCAAAAGCUGGAAUCUUUGAUCUUUCUUUGGCUGUGCCUAGCACUAGUAGGAGUCUACAAUCACUGGAACCAUCAAAUAACAACACAAGGAUUGGGUAUUUCAGGAAUGGCUCCAUGUCGUCGUGUUAUUCCCAUCCCUUCUCCCACAACCUUAGCUACUCACUUACACUGAAUUCCGAAGAUGAUAGUGAUUAUUCCGGGGAGGGAAUGAAUUGGUCGGUUUUUAGCCAGUUUAGGCCAGUUGAAGCAGGAGAUUGUACAUUGCCAGGUCAUCCUGAUGGAAGUAGUUUAGCUCUAAGUUUUAAAAAGGUCAAUAAGGAAAUAUGUGAUACUGAUAUUGAUAGGAUUAGUAGCUCGGAUAGUAAUUCGUUUUUUCUAUUCGAGUUGCCUGCUAGACCAGUAAUUGAUGGUCAAUCAGGUGAUUCGAGAGGAAGAAGAGCACUUCAACAUUCUGUGCCUGAGAGAAUCCUUGGAGAAAUAGUUUCAGAGUCUAUUCCUCUUAUGGCUCAGAUUGUGCAAGAGCUUCCUGAUGCAACAGUUGAAUCGACAAAGAAAUACUUGAGAAGCCUAAUUGCGAUUCCUGAGAAGAAAGAUUUGUUGGUCAGCCUUCAGAACAGGCUUAAUGGGAGAUCUGAUCUUACCAUUGAGACUCUUUCAAAGUGUAAUAAGACUCAACUAGAAAUUUUCGUUGCCAUAAAAAUGGAACUUGGAACCUUCUUAUCUUCCGAAAACCACCUUCAAGCCACUGAAUUGAUUGAGAUUUUUUCUCUUGAAAGGUGUCGAAACAUUUACUGCAAGAGACUAUUACCUGUUGAUAAUUGUAAGUGCAAAAUUUGUUCGAAAAACAAGGGAUUCUGCAAUGUAUGUAUGUGUCAAGUAUGUUUGAACUUAGAUUACGCCAAUGGUACUUGCAGUUGGGUAGGUUGUGAUCUAUGCGUGCACUGGUGUCAUGUUGUCUGUGCUAUACAGAGAAAUCUUAUAAAACCAGGUCCAAGUAUCAACGGUCCAUCUGGAUCAACCGAGAUGCAAUUUCACUGUCUUGGUUGUGGCCAUUCUAGUGAAAUGUUUAGGUUUACCAAAGAAAUGUAUAGAUGUUGUGCAAAGGACUGGGAUCAAGAAAUCUUAAUUAAAGAGCUUGACUAUGUUCAAAAGAUUUUCCAUGGGAGCGAUGAUUUUAAAGGUAAGGAGUUGCAUGCUAUAACUUAUGGAUUGCGCAACAAGCUAGAGAAAAAGAUGAUUUCUCCUUCAGACGCCUGCAAUUUCAUCUUUCAGUUUUUUAAAUACACGGAUGGUUUGUCACAUUUUCUUUCAUCAAGUUUUCCCGCGUCCAUUCCUCUUGCUGUUAAAUCUUCCUUCUACAUCAUGAGCUCUUCAAGUAGAAGAAAAUGUAUGGUUACUGUUGAUCAAAGUGAUGUCAAGGAUUCUGAAAAAAUGAUUGAGGAUGAAUGUUCAGCCAUCAAAGAAAUAUGAGCUUUCCAAGUGAAAGAAAAAAUAUGAUAGUUUGCAAAGCAUUCUGAGGAUCAAGAAGCAGAUAUCAGUAUCACAAACCUUAGAGGUAGAUAACAUGAGCAUAUGAAAUUACUUUUUUAAGAUAUGGACAUGACAAUCCAUCUGUCUCAAUUUGUAUGACACCUAACGUUUCAAAAUGCUUGGUGUCGC